ACAGCGGUUGACGAAAGAUGACAGCGAAACCGAAUUUUGAUUUUGAGAAAGAGGGCGUCUUGACCAUCGGCCAUGUGGAUGAGAACGAAGUGGAUCGCAUAGCGGCCAGCUUCAAGGGACGUUCGCUGUUCAUCACAGGCGGAACGGGAUUUCUGGGCAAGGUUCUCGUCGAGAAGUUGUUGCGCUCGUGUGGCGAACUAAAGCGUAUUUAUCUGCUCAUACGUCCCAAGAAGGGCAAGGAUCCGCAGGAGCGCAUUAAGGACAUAUUUCAGAAUGUGUUGUUCGACCAGGUGAAACAGCUGCGUGGCGAACAGCAAAUACUACAACAAGUGGUGGCCAUAGCGGGGGAUGUGUUGCUUCCAGGUCUCGGCAUCUCAGAGCAGGAUCUGGAGACGCUGCGCAACGAGGUGUCCAUUGUGUACCAUUGUGCGGCCACAGUGCGCUUCGAUGAACCUCUCCGCAAUGCCGUCUUCAUGAAUACCCGCGGCACCAAGUACAUGCUCGAUUUGGCCCUCACUCUAAAGCACUUGGAGUUCUUUGCUUACUGCUCUACCGCCUAUUGUCAUCUGCAUGUGAAGACGUUGUACGAGAAGCCCUACGAUCCACCAGCAAAUCCUCAUCAGGUCAUUCAGGCCUGCGAGUGGCUAACGGACGAAGAAGUGUCGCUUAUUGAGCGCAAGGUACUGGGCGAUAUUCCCAAUACUUAUGCCUAUACCAAGUCCUUGGCAGAGGCUUUGGUAGUGGAGAAGUUCAAUGAGCUGCCGGCUGUUAUACUGCGUCCAUCAAUUGUCAUUCCCAUUUGGAAGGAACCCAUUCCCGGCUGGACUGACAACAUCAAUGGACCCACUGGACUCCUCAUUGGUGCCGGCAAAGGUGUCAUUCGCACCAUGUACUGCAAUUCCUCGGGUUAUGGUGACUUUCUGCCAGUAGACAUUGCUGUCAAUGGCAUUCUGGUGGCCAGUUGGCGUAACAUUACUGCGGGCACGGAUAGCACAAAUCGUGUGGCGCACAUGACAUCGUCGAACGACAUUAAGGUCUCAUGGGCUGAGAUUAUCGAACUGGGUCGUUGGGUUAUUGAGCACAAGGUGCCGCUUAAUGGCGUCGCCUGGUAUCCGGGUGGUUCCAUGAAGUCCAACUAUAUCGUUCACUACAUCUGUAUGGUGCUCUUCCAAUGGAUGCCAGCUUUGUUUGUCGACGCUUUACUGAUUCUUCUACGUUAUCCACCUGUUCUCUGUCGUGUCCAGAAUCGUAUUUACAAGGGUUUCGAAGUCUUUGAGUACUAUGCCAACAAUGUCUGGAGUUUUGACAAUUCGGAAGCUGUGAAAUUACGAAAACUCAUGAACAAUAAGGAACGAAAAACCUAUGUGAUUGAGAAGAUUGAUUUGGAUCUGAUCGAUUACUUCACAAAUAGUGUUUUAUGCGCGCGUCGUUUGAUUUUGAAGGAGUCGGAUGAAUCCAUACCGGCUGCCAAACGCCACAUGAAAGUCAUGUGGGUCGUGGACAAGGUGUACAAGGGCAUUUGGCUAUUUGGAAUUUUAUACAUGCUAUACAGAUGCUUUUUCGCAAGCUAAACUAAUGCAUAAAUUUAAGUUUAGUUAAGUGCUUAAAACCAAAAGUUGCCCCAGCCGCUCAUCAUGCCGUGCAAAAUACAUUCGAUUAUGUCUAAGUCUUUUAAAUUUUUCAUGGUGCUGAAUAGCUGUUAAAAUACGGUAUAACCUAGUUUUAAUUUUUGUAAAUUCAUCAAAUAAAACAAUUAUUACACUCAG
Molecule: messenger RNA, 1766 nt
Organism: Drosophila albomicans
Lineage: Eukaryota; Metazoa; Arthropoda; Insecta; Diptera; Drosophilidae
Product: putative fatty acyl-CoA reductase CG5065
Exons: 6
Coding region: 18-1571 (517 amino acids)
Biological process (GO): long-chain fatty-acyl-CoA metabolic process
Cellular component (GO): peroxisome
Molecular function (GO): alcohol-forming very long-chain fatty acyl-CoA reductase (NADP+) activity
Source: RefSeq, a predicted model, not a curated record